Molecule: messenger RNA, 270 nt
Organism: [Torrubiella] hemipterigena
Lineage: Eukaryota; Fungi; Ascomycota; Sordariomycetes; Hypocreales; Clavicipitaceae
Source: the annotation of a GenBank genome assembly
AUGAAGUUCGCCAUCGCCGCCACUCUCAUUGCCGCUGUCGCCGCCGUUCCCACCAACUCUCCUCCCAAGGGUGGUGACUGCUCCAUCAACGGCGACAACGAUGGCCAGGUUGUCUGCUGCAACUCUGCUAUCCCCAUCCUCGGCAACCUGCUCUGCAACGUCCUUGCUCUUGGCGCUACUUGCCAGGCCAGCCAGACCACCUACUGCUGCAGCGGCAACGGUGCUGGCGGUCUCAUCAACGUCAACCUCCUCAACUGCCUCCACAUCUAA